CCCAGGAACCGCGUGUGACCUUCCCGGCCGAGCACCGAUGCUGCCGGUGGCCGCUCGCCCCCUAUGGGGGCCGUGUCUUGGGCUCCGGGCCGCCGCGCUUCGCCUCGCCAGGCAACAGGUGCCCGCUGUCUGUGCUGCGCGGCAGAUAAGGAGCAGCAGCCAUCGCAGAGACGAGGCCCUUGCCGGCGCAUCCCUGGACAACGCCCCCAAGGAGUACCCCCCCAAAAUCCAGCAGCUGGUCCAGGACAUUGCCAGCCUCACGCUCCUGGAGAUCUCCGACCUCAACGAGCUUCUGAAGAAAACGCUCAAGAUCCAGGACGUCGGGCUUAUGCCGACAGGUGUGAUGCCGGCGGCCGCCCCCGCCGCCGCCGAGGUGGCAGAAGAAGAAGACAUCCCCAAGCAGAAAGAACGGACACAUUUCACUGUCCGCCUGACGGAGGCGAAGCCCGUGGACAAGGUGAAGCUGAUCAAGGAGAUCAAGAACUACGUCCAGGGCAUCAACCUGGUCCAGGCAAAGAAGCUGGUGGAGUCCUUGCCUCAGGAGAUUAAAGCCAACAUUGCCAAAGCCGAGGCCGAGAAGAUCAAGGCGGCCCUGGAGGCGGUGGGCGGCACUGUGGUGCUGGAAUAGCCCCGGCUGCGAGGACUGUGGAGGAGCCGCAAGGCCCGCCCGGCACCACGCGAGGCUGGGGUCCUGGGUUGCGGCGAGAACUCUUGGCACCGGGUGCCAGCCAGCCUCUGUUUGGGAGGGAGAAGCGGACCUGUG
Messenger RNA from Trichechus manatus latirostris (Florida manatee), 763 nucleotides. RefSeq names its product mitochondrial ribosomal protein L12 (gene MRPL12). Gene Ontology annotation, molecular function: mRNA binding; structural constituent of ribosome. The record is from RefSeq and is a predicted model, not a curated record. Gene Ontology annotation, biological process: translation. Gene Ontology annotation, cellular component: ribosome; mitochondrial large ribosomal subunit. Lineage: Eukaryota; Metazoa; Chordata; Mammalia; Sirenia; Trichechidae. The coding region runs from base 38 to 628 and encodes 196 amino acids. The transcript is spliced from 5 exons.